This is a messenger RNA of Periophthalmus magnuspinnatus, 2543 nucleotides long. RefSeq names its product neurofilament light chain a (gene nefla). Gene Ontology annotation, biological process: neurofilament bundle assembly. The record is from RefSeq and is a predicted model, not a curated record. NCBI's taxonomy places the organism in Eukaryota, Metazoa, Chordata, Actinopteri, Gobiiformes, Gobiidae. The transcript has 4 exons. Bases 187 to 2316 code for a protein of 709 amino acids. Gene Ontology annotation, cellular component: axon; postsynaptic intermediate filament cytoskeleton; intermediate filament. Gene Ontology annotation, molecular function: structural constituent of postsynaptic intermediate filament cytoskeleton.
UCCCAUUGCAGUGUAAGACUAUCAAGGCUGCAUUGUCAGAGUUUGGGGAAAGCGCUUGCGUCAGAGCUCCCUCUCCGUGUAUAAAAGGCGGAGGUGCUGCAGCAGUGAGCAGUCGAGGCUUAGACCUGAGCCGAGCCCACAUCACACAAUCAGUCAGAGGAGAGGGAGAGCAGCCUUGUCCUCACCAUGAGUAGCCUUGGAUAUGACCCCUACUACUCACCUUCCCCAUCCUACCGUCGCUGGUAUGUGGAGUCUCCCCCCCGCGUCUCUCGAGGCAGGACCCACGCUGUGUACACCCCCCACACCGUGUCCUCCUCUUCCCGUGUGCAGUACUCCUCUCCGGGUCGGGUGCUGCUCUCCUCCUCCUCCCAGGCCCAGUCUCUGGAGCUGGAGCUCAGCCAGGCGGCCCAGAUCAGCUCAGACUUUCGGGCGGUUCGUACCCAGGAGCGAUCCCAACUGCAGAACCUCAAUGACCGCUUUGCUGGCUUCAUCGAGAGGGUGAGGGAGCUGGAGCAGCAGAACCGCGCUCUAGAGGCUGAGCUGAUGAUUCUGAGGCAGAGGCACACUGAGCCAUCUCGUCUGAGGUCACUGUACGAGCAGGAGGCCCGAGCUCUCAGGGCUGCGGUGGAUGAGGCCAGGGCAGAGCAACAAGCUGCUCUGGGGCAGAGGGAGCGCCUGGAGCAGACCCUGAGUGCUCUGCAGGGCCGUUAUGAAGAGGAAGUCGUGGCUCGUGAAGAUGCCGAGGCUCGUCUCAUGGAGGCCAGGCGUGAAGCUGAUCAGGCCGCUUUGGCAAAGUCCGAACUAGAGAAGAGUGUUGAAAUCCUGCUGGAAGAACUGGCCUUCCUCAAGAGGGUCCAUGAAAGUGAACUGGCUGAGCUCCAGGCCCAGGUGCAUCUGGGGGUGCAGGUCGCUGUAGAGUCUGAGACUGCAGCUCCAGAUCUGUCCGGGGCUCUGCGGGACAUCCGAUCCCAGUAUGAGAGGCUUGCAGCCAGGAACAUCCAGGCGGCAGAGGAGUGGUUCAGGGGUAAGGUAGGCACGCUGACUGAGACUGUGGCCCAGCACACAGACGCAGUGAGGAGCACCAAAGAUGAAGCAGGAGAGUACAGACGCCAGCUGCAAAACCGCAUCCUGGAAAUUGAUGCGUGCAGAGGCCUGAACGAGUCUCUGGAGAAACAGCUACACGAGAUUGAAGACAAGAACAGCGCAGAAAUAGCAGCUAUGCAUGACACUAUUGGAGACUUGGAGAACGAGCUGAGGGGCACCAAACAGGAAAUGGCUCGUUAUAUGAAAGAGUACCAAGACCUUCUGAAUGUCAAGAUGGCUCUGGAUAUCGAGAUUGCUGCAUAUAGGAAGUUGCUGGAGGGGGAGGAGUCUCGCUUCAAUGUGGGCGGAGUCGGGGCCGUGGCUUCUCUGUAUAGCCACAGCCUGUCCGCCCCCUCCUACAGCCGCCCCAUGUUCUCCAGCUUGAGCUCAGGCACCUCCUACCUGAUGACAUCACGCCUACUCAGCUCCAGCACCACCGAGGGUCUCAUCUCUGCCAGCCAGGCCCCCAAAGCAGAGGCUAGCCCACCUGCUGAGGAAGAGGAGGAGGAAGAGGAGGAGAAGGAAGCAGAAGAGGAGGGAGCAGAGGAGACUGAGGAGGCCAAGGAGGAAGAGGAGGAGGAGAAAGGGGAGGAAGAGGAGGGAGGAGACGACGAGGGAGAGGGGGAGAAAGAGGAGGAAGAAGAGGCUAAAGAAGGAGAGGAGGAGGCUACAGAGGCAGAGGAAGCAGGUGGUGAUGACGAAGAGCAAAAAGGAGAAGAGACCGAAGCUGCAGAGGAGGAGGAGGGAGAAGGGGAGAAAGAUGACAAAGGAGAUGAGGAAGGAGAGAGUGACGUAAAAGAGGAAGAGGAAGACAAGGACGAAGGAGGCGACGAUGACACUGACACCAAAGAUGAACAAAAAGACGAGAAGGAGGAAGAGCCAAAAAAGGGUGAUGAUAAACAGGAGAAAGAAGAGAAGGCUGAGGCUAAGAAAGUAGAGAAAGCUCCAGAAAAAGAGGAAAAAGCCGCUCCAGAAAAGAAAGACAAAUCCGGCAAGGAAAAGGAUGAAGCUGUGAGCAAAAAAGAAGACAAGCCUGCUCCAGAGAAGGCAGAAAAGGCAGAGAAAGAAGAGAAACCUGCUCCAGAAAAAGCAGAGAAGAAAGAAGAGAAGAAAGAGGAGAAGAAAGAAGAGAAGGCUGCUCCAAAGAAAGCUGAACCAAAGAAGGAGGAAGACAAAGCCGCAAAACCUGCAGAGGACAAGAGCAAAGACUCUGACACCAAGAGUAAGAAGUAAGUCAGCUGCGCUCCCAAUGCUCCAUUCUAAUAGAGGCAUCCGCUUGUUCCAUGGUGCUCUGUCUACAAAGUACAGUAGCUAUUUACAGCAAAAGUCAAGGUUACCUGCUUGCCAAUAUCCAAACUUGUCCAAAAAGGAUGUCAGUAUAAACUUGAAUGUAACAUGCCUAAAUGCUGGAUGUACGUGUGUGUUUUGGUGAUCGAAUAAACACUUCUUACAACCCUUAA